UGGCCCGCCCGACAUGGAGGAAACGCCGUUCCAGAAGGUCAAGACGCGGCGCCGCCGGAGCCACUGCCCGCCCGGGGCGAUCGCCUGCGAGGACGAGUUCGACUGCGGGGAGCUGGAGGCUCUGUUCCGCCGGUACCGGCUGAAGCUGGAGCAGACGGCCACGCUGAAGGCGCUGUCGGUGCUGAUCCUGCUGUCCUGCAGCCUGAGCCUGCUGGAGCUGCUGCUGUCCGGUACCGGGCUCUCCGUGGCGCAGGGCUCGCACCCGGUGCACUCUGUGCUCUUCAUCUCGCUCUUCAUCGUCACUAACGUGCAGUACCUGCAGGUGACGCAGCUGCAGCAGAUCGCGCACCUGAGCCUGCUGUUCGGCUUCACCUUCGCGGUGCCGUGCUGCCCGCUCCCGCAGGUGUCGCGCGCCGCGGGCCCGGAGCAGGGCGUGUGGCCGCUGUUGCUGCUCACCUUCGUGGCGUACUGCCUGCUGCCGGUGCGCACCGGGCUCGCGCUGCUGUUCGGGCUGCUGCUGCCGCUCGCGCACACGCUCAUCACCGCCAGCGCGCUCCCGGACAACACACAGCGACUCUGGAGAUCGCUGGUGGCCAACACUCUGCUCUUCACCGGGGUGAAUGUGUCGGGUCUGUUUGUGCGUAUCCUGACGGAGCGAGCGCAGAGGAAAUCCUUCCUGCAGGCCCGGAACUGCAUCGAGGAGAGACUGCGCAUGGAGGACGAGAACGAGAAACAGGAGCGUCUGCUGAUGAGUCUGCUGCCCAGAAAUGUGGCCAUGGAGAUGAAGGAGGACUUCCUGAAACCACCAGAGAGGAUCUUUCACAAGAUCUACAUCCAGCGACACGACAACGUCAGCAUCCUGUUUGCUGAUAUCGUGGGCUUCACCAGUCUGGCGUCUCAGUGUACGGCGCAGGAGCUGGUCAAACUCCUCAAUGAACUCUUCGGCAAGUUUGACGAGCUGGCCACGGAGAACCACUGCCGGCGGAUCAAGAUUCUGGGCGACUGCUAUUACUGUGUGUCAGGCCUGACGCAGCCCAAGACGGACCACGCUCACUGCUGUGUGGAGAUGGGUCUGGACAUGAUCGACACCAUCACGUCGGUUGCCGAGGCGACAGAGGUGGACCUGAACAUGCGUGUGGGUUUGCACACGGGUCGUGUUCUCUGUGGUGUGUUGGGUCUCAGGAAGUGGCAGUAUGACGUCUGGUCCAAUGAUGUGACGCUGGCCAACAUGAUGGAGGCUGGAGGUCUGCCUGGGAAGGUGCACAUCACACGCUCCACUCUGGAGUGUCUGAAUGGAGAUUAUGAGGUGGAGCCUGGAAACGGCAGAGAGAGACAUGCGUUUCUACUCAAACACGACAUCGAGACCUUCUUCAUAGUGCCAUCUCACCGCAGGAAGAUUUUUCCUGGUCUGAUCCUGUCAGACAUCAAACCUGCCAAAAAGAUGAAGUUUAAGACGGUGUGUUACCUACUGGUGCAGCUCAUGCACUGCCGCAAGAUGUUCAAGGCUGAGAUUCCCUUCUCUAACGUCAUGAACUGUGAGGAUGGGGACAAGAGGAGGGUGCUGCGCUCUGCACCGGAGAAGCUCAGGAACCGUGCCCCGACCGCAGCCUCCGCGCCUCAGAGCAGUCCAGGAACACGUGUAAACCGCUACAUCAACCGGCUGAUCGAGGCCCGGCAGACGGAGUCCGACACGGCAGAUCUGAACUACCUCACACUCAUGUACAGAGACUCAGAGCGCGAGCGCCGGUAUCAUCAGCUGAAUGACGAGUACUUCACCAGCGCUGUGGUUCUGUCGCUGCUCCUGGUGGUUCUGCUGGGCUUCCUCUACCUGCUCAUCAUCCCACAAGGGACUGUGGUGCUGGUGCUGCUGGUCUUCUGCAUCUGCUUUCUGGUCGUGUGCAUCAUGUACCUGCAGAUCACCAGAGUUCAGUGUUUUCCAGGGUGCCUCACCAUACAGAUCCGCACCGUUCUGUGUGUGUUCAUAGUGCUCUUAAUAUACGCCGUGGCCCAGGCCUGUGUGGUGGGCUGUAUGCCAUGGCUCUGGCCCUCGAACUCCACGCGCUCCAUCGUGAUCAUCGACGCGGUGGCGGGCCUGAACCGCACCAUGGCGGAGCUGCCGUGUGCUGGAGCUCAGUACGCCUUCCUGUGCUGCAUGCUGGGAACUCUGAGCAUGACGCUGUUUCUGCGGGUCUCCUGGAUGCCCAAGAUGAUCCUGCUGCUGCUGCUGCUGGUGCUCUACAUCACCAUCCUGGAGCUCAGCGGAUUCAGACGCGCGUCUGGCUGGGCUCUGUUGAGUGUUCGAGGUCUGGAGCCGCUUCUGUCUCUGCUGCUCUUCUCCACCGCAGUGGCCCUUCACUCCAGACAGCUGGACCUCAAACUGCGGCUGGACUUCCUGUGGGCCACUCAGGCAGAGGAGGAGAGAGACGGCAUGGAGAAAGUCAAACUGGACAAUAAGAGGAUUCUGUUCAAUCUGCUUCCUGUCCACGUGGCUCAACACUUCCUGCUGUCCAACCCCAGAAACAUGGAUCUGUAUUAUCAGUCGUACGCUCAGGUCGGGGUUCUGUUCGCAUCCAUUCCCAACUUCAACGACUUCUACAUCGAGCUGGACGGAAACAACAUGGGCGUGGAGUGUCUGCGGCUGCUCAAUGAGAUCAUCGCUGACUUUGACGAGCUGAUGGAUAAAGAGUGUUAUAAAGACAUCGAGAAGAUCAAGACCAUCGGCAGCACCUACAUGUCAGCGGUGGGGUUGGUGCCCACCAUCGGAACCAAGGCCAAGAAAUCCACCGCCACUCACCUGAGCACCAUAGCAGACUUCGCCAUCGAGAUGUUCGACGUUCUGGAUGAAAUCAACUAUCAGUCUUAUAAUGACUUUGUGUUGAGAGUGGGUAUUAAUGUGGGUCCAGUGGUGGCAGGUGUGAUCGGGGCUCGCCGGCCGCAGUACGACAUCUGGGGGAACACAGUGAACGUGGCCAGCCGCAUGGACAGCACAGGAGUACCUGGGAAAAUACAGGUGACAGAGGACGUGUACCGUCUGCUCCAGAACAACUAUGAUCUGAUGUGCCGUGGCAAUGUCAGUGUAAAGGGGAAAGGUCAGAUGCUCACCUACUUCUUGGAGGGAAAAGCACAGGAUCCGGGGAUCCGAGCGCCGCACCACACAGGCGGUCUGGAGCGCAGGGUUCAUGCCAUCGCCCGGACCAGCAGCACACAGACCAAAGCCGACAGUGUCUCUUCCGCAACAUCCGGCCUGGCGGCGAGAGUCGGCCUGAGCAGCAGUUUCCAUGGACCGCACGGACACAGCAACACCACCAAUGUGCCUACAGUCGGGGAAGAGGAGGAGACCAAAGAGGAGGAGGUGUAGGGCGGAUCCAGCACUGCAAAAACAUGCCAACGUGAUUAAACAAGGCAUGAGUAUGAUGAUUAAUCAGGAGGAGUUCUACAACUAAUCGAGAUAAGUGUUACGAUUAAUCAAGAAGCUGACGCGUUUAUCAAGAUAUGAGUACAUUUCAUUGAGACAUGAGUACAGCGAUCAACGAAGACAUGAGUAUGAUGAUUAAUCGAGAGGAGUACUAAGAUUAAUCGAGAUAAGUGGUACGAUUAAUCAAGAAACUAACACGUUUAUCAAGACAUGAGUACAGUGAUU
This is a messenger RNA of Danio aesculapii, 3640 nucleotides long. It is a transcript of the gene adcy1b, whose product is annotated as adenylate cyclase 1b. The record is from RefSeq and is a predicted model, not a curated record. Lineage: Eukaryota; Metazoa; Chordata; Actinopteri; Cypriniformes; Danionidae. The transcript has 20 exons. Gene Ontology annotation, biological process: adenylate cyclase-activating G protein-coupled receptor signaling pathway; cAMP biosynthetic process; intracellular signal transduction. Gene Ontology annotation, cellular component: plasma membrane. Gene Ontology annotation, molecular function: adenylate cyclase activity. Bases 14 to 3358 code for a protein of 1114 amino acids.